This is a messenger RNA of Trichechus manatus latirostris (Florida manatee), 2151 nucleotides long. It is a transcript of the gene DDN, whose product is annotated as dendrin. Lineage: Eukaryota; Metazoa; Chordata; Mammalia; Sirenia; Trichechidae. The record is from RefSeq and is a predicted model, not a curated record. Bases 1 to 2151 code for a protein of 716 amino acids. The transcript has 2 exons.
AUGCUGGAUGGCACGUUAUUCUCCGAGGGGCCCGAUAGCCCCCGGGAGCUCCAGGAUGAGGAGUCUGGUAGCUGUCUCUGGGUGCAGAAGUCCAAGCUGCUGGUGAUCGAAGUGAAGACUGUUUCCUGUCAUUAUAGUCGCCGUGCCCCUUCUGGACAGCUCAUGGAUUCCCAGACCAGCCACUGGGCCCGCUGGACCCAGAGCCGCACGUGUGGGCCGCGCCCAGGAUCCCCUGAGCCGCCGCCCCGCCGGCCCUGGGCCUCCAGGGUGCUGCAGGAGGCGACCAACUGGCGGGCGGGGCCCCCAGCCGAGGCCCGAGCCCGGGAGCAAGAGAAAAGGAAAGCGGCGUCGCAGGAGCGGGAGGUCAAGGAGACAGAGAGAAAGAGGCGCAAGGCUGUUGGGGCCCGAAGGAGCCCCCUGGGUCGGCCCCGCCUAGAGCCACGGAACGCCCCUCGGGUGGCCCAGCCUGCGGGGUUCCCAGCUCCCCUGCUUCCGGAGCGCUUCGGGAAGUUGGGGCGAGCGCCCCGUCCAUCCGCGCAGCCUCAGAGUAUACCAGGGGCGGUGUGGCCGGGGCCCUGGGGAGGUCGGCGGCCCGGGCCUCCCAGCUACGAGGCUCAUUUGCUGCUGCGAGGCGCUGCCGGGACCGCCCCGCGACGCCGCUGGGACCGGCCACCACCCUACGUGGCUCCACCUUCUUACGAUGGCCCCCACAGGACGCUGGGGACUAAGCGAGGCCCCGAGCUCGCCCAGGCGCCCGCCUCCCCAGCCCCGGCCCCAGCUCCGACCCCGGUCAGGACAGAGGCAGGGCGCACAAAGAAGAGGCUGGACCCUCGUAUAUACCGGGACGUUCUCGGGGCUUGGGGUCUCCGACAAGGGCGGGGUCUCUUGGGGGGCUCCCCAGGCUGUGGAAUGACUAGAGCCAGGCCGGAAUUCAGCAAGGGGGCGGCGGAGAGAAGCCUGGGGCUCGCUGUUGAUGGCCUGAGCAACGUUAGCGACGGCCAUUCCCCAGUCAAUGCUCCAGGGAGCCCGGGCAGCAAGACAGCUCCUGUGGGGCCUGCAACUGCGACUCCCAGUCCCCUGCGUCCCGCCCCCAGGUCCAGGCCCCACCUCAAAGGCACCAGGGAAGGGAAAGAAAAUGUGGAACAGAGCUGGCUCCUCAAACGCUGGAUUCCUACCCCUAAAAAGCAGCAGCCCCGGCAUAGCCAAACCCUCCCCAGACCCUGGGCUCCAGGAGGCACGGGAUGGAAGGAGUACCUGGGUCACAGAGAGGGGGCAGCUCCCGAGACCCUGAAGGGAUGGAAGGUGACCCGCCGUGCCCACACCCUGCCCCGCAGUUCCCGCCGCCCCACUGGCGGAGAAGGAGUCUUUGUCAUUGACGCCACGUGCGUGGUGAUCAGGUCCCAGUAUGUUCCGACUCCCCGAAACCAGCACGUGCAGCUUUUGCCCGGCGGGGUGCCGCGCGUUGGGAUGGAUGCCCCCAGUCGACCGAAGUGCGGCAAGGAGGAGGGCGAGGGGCCUGCGGCCUUCCCUUCCCCUUGCCAAAAGCUGCUCUUGAGCAGUGGCCUUUCACACCAUCCCAGCACGGGGCGCGGGAGCGAAGCUGAGGGCGGGGAGCUGGAGGACUCCUCACUGCAGGAUCGCGCCUCCCGCAUCUUGGGGCUUCCUGUCAGCGAAGUGAACCUGCGAGACGCCCACACGCAACCAUGUAGCCCAGAGCAGGAGGCCUUAGGCCCAGCGGCCUCGGGAGGCGUGGGCAGCGCGGAGGGCUCGGAGGAAGUGACAGCUGUCCUGCGGCGCGUGGGUCGCAGUUGGGCGCGGACCCCGGGGCCCUACGCUGGGGCCCUGCGGGAAGCCGUGUCCCGCAUCCGCCGCCACACUGCCCCGGACUCGGACUCGGACGAAGCUGAGGAACUAAGCGUCCAUAGCGGCUCCUCUGACGGAAGCGACACAGAAGCCUCGGGCACCUCCUCGCGGAGUGAGCGGACCCUGCCUGGGGGUGGGGGCCCCACGGGGCCCGGAGAGGGAGGGAAGAGAGUAGAGCUAAACGACAGUAUCCGGGAGAUUCUCGGUGUCAUCAGCCGAACCGAGGAGGCCCUCUUCCGGGUGGGCGACACUAAGAGGACCCCACAAGGAAAUAGGGAGCGACAGUGA